CGUUUAGGCUUUAUGCGACUUGAGAAUUAGGCCUAGUCGAAAGCUUAAUUUUGUCACAUUCUAUUCGUUUUCAUAUUUGAAGUUAUGAAGAGUUUCACGUUUCAGCGUGAGUGAAAUGUGAGCCUGGAUCACAAGACUAUGUCUGAUUGGCUGUGGAAUGGCUAACUCCAUUUUGGAAACAGCUGUUUGAAGACCUAACCUUCCCUCAUUGUUUCGGGAGGUUGCCAGAGAAACAUUCCCGCUUUAUGAGACUUCAUCGCUGUAAGAUUUACAUUACGUGUUGCAGAAGGGCCCGGAAGCUGAAUUGGUGUUUGAUCCGAUUGUAUCAAGUGGAUAAUUAGGGCUACCGAAUCAAGAGGAAGGCCCUACUUCUAAAAGGAACAGAUUGUCUCUUAUUUUUGGAGCAGAUUUUUUCCUCCACCCACCUGUUCUCCUGAAACCACGAGCUAGCUGUAUAGUAUUGUAGUCCCUGGCAAGAUCCAUGACCCAAUUUUCUGUGGGCUGAGAAGAGGAAGACUGAGCAGGGAGGAAUGAGUAGCUAAUGUGAGCUGAGAAGAGGAAGACCCAGCAGGGAGGAAUGAGUAGCUAAUGUGAGCUGAGAAGAGGAAGACCCAGCAGGGAGGAAUGAGUAGCUAAUGUAAGCUGAGAAGAGGAAGACCCAACAGGGAGGAAUGAGUAGCUAAUGUAAGCUGAGAAGAGGAAGACCCAGCAGGGAGGAAUGAGUAGCUAAUGUAAGCUGAGAAGAGGAAGACCCAACAGGGAGGAAUGAGUAGCUAAUGUGUAAUGAGGUGUCUGGUCAUGGACAGAUAAUGGAUGUGGAGACAACAACACCGUACUCUGACUUCAUCAACUGUGAUCGUACAGGCCGCAGGAACGCAGUACCUGACAUACAGGGACAGGCGGCAGCAGCCAGCACCAGUGAAUUAACCAAAGACAUGGAAGGGCUGGACCUGAAGGUGGCGGAAGGAGACUCUGGUGCAUCACCAGCCCCUGAGGGUGAAGGGUUGACCAGCCAAGAGGCCCAGGGAGGCGAGGGCCCAUCCUAAACCACCUCACAGGAGUGGAGAGCGGGACACGGAGAAGAAGGGACAGAAUAAGACAGAGAGAGGAUCUCCUGAAUGUCCUGCCUGACUAGACCCUACCCCUCUCCUAACUCAACAGUGAUGACAUCUCUCACUGUGUAGCUUUGAUGGAGCUUUGCUGGUCCAGCUGCAUGAUCCUUCUCCUUUAUCAAUUGGCAUUGUGGGAAAUGUAGUUGACAGAACAGUUGUUGACAAGUAGGACUACAUCUGUUCUUGGCCGAGAGGUGCUGCUGGGCUACGGUGGUAAAGGAAAUGUUCUCACAUCACUAUGAGAAUGUACCAAACUUUGGAUCUAUGUCUCUCCAGAUGUACUGAACACUAUCCUUUCUUAGAAUGAAAUGUUGUUGUUCCAAACCUAACAUGGAACUAUCAUCAAAAACGAGCCACGCAGAAUCUAUAAUCAUGUUUGCCAUUUAUUUUGUGUUUAUUAUUUUACCUUUUGUUGUAUCAUAUUUAUUUCAAAUGGUUCUCUGAUACCUUUUGUAAUAGUCAUUUCUUUUCUGUAAUAAAAUGUUUAUGUAUCUUCUGUUACGGUAUGUGCAUACUUCUGCUGUUGGCACAACUGUAAUCUUAUCUUCAGAAUACCAUUGCUGCCUGAGGCA
Molecule: messenger RNA, 1684 nt
Organism: Oncorhynchus kisutch (coho salmon)
Lineage: Eukaryota; Metazoa; Chordata; Actinopteri; Salmoniformes; Salmonidae
Product: cAMP-dependent protein kinase inhibitor gamma-like
Exons: 4
Coding region: 777-1046 (89 amino acids)
Biological process (GO): negative regulation of protein kinase activity
Molecular function (GO): cAMP-dependent protein kinase inhibitor activity
Source: RefSeq, a predicted model, not a curated record